AUGAGGUUCCUCUUAGUGGCCGUGGGAUUGGUUUCCCUAGGUCGCGCGCAACUUCUUGGAAUCCCGACUGUGCCAUUCAACAUCACCUCUGACAAGACAUUUGAUUUGAGAAAUCUCCACACCAUCAUCGUUGACCUCUCGCAUUCUUCUACUCGUGACCAAGAUGGCCUUACCUUGAUUCCUCCUUCGCUGUGGGAGUUUGCAGAGACUUUCCAAGGUGAUCUUGCCGGCAUCGGAGUCAAUACAGUGGUGCUUCCGGGCAUCAAGGCCAUUUCAAAUGCAAUCUACCUUACACUUGAUAAUGACAAGUCGCAAUUCGUCAAUGCCGCGGGAAACAAGACUUCAGAAGGUUACCGUCUCUCCGUGACUUCUUCGGGAAUCACCAUCAGCGGCGCGAGUCCUCUUGGAGCAUGGUGGGGAACGCGAACAGUCCUGCAGCAGGCGUUGAUCAACGAUAAGAAGCUGAAGAUUGGAACGGGAGUUGAUUCUCCAGGAUGGUCCGAGAGGGGCAUGAUGUUGGACGUUGGCCGUCAUUAUUACCCAGCAGAUUUUCUCGGAGAGCUGUGCUCUUAUUUGUCAUUCUUCAAGCAAAAUGUUUUCCAUCUUCAUCUCAGCGACCAUGUCUGGGAUCCCGCCAAGCUCGGUAGCCAUGAACUUGCUCUCGAGCUCUACGCAGGUUUCCGUAUCGCCUCCACAGAUCCAGCAGUUGCCGGUCUCGCACGUCCAACAAACGAAACAUACAGCCCUUCUGUAUUCGAUAACUUGCAGCAAAAAUGCGCAAGCCGUGGCGUAACUAUCUUGCCCGAGUUUGAGUCGCCAGGACACUCGAUGGCAACCACAGAUUGGAGGCCCGAAAUUGCACUGUCUGACUUUAGUAUGCUGAAUCUGAGCCAUCCGGAGACGCUCCCAACGCACUGGCAGAUUGGCCAGGAUAACGGACUAUUCGACUUUAUCGACAACGGCUACACCAUUGUUAACAGCGACGAUUACUUUUACCUGGAUCUCAAAUAUUCAGAUGGCAACCAAUAUCCUAAAGAGCUCGACAUCCAGCGCGUCUUCCACGGAUCUCCCGACGGCAGUGCAUUCGCGCCCAACAUUCUCGACGCCGCCAACGCAACCAACAACCCUCCUCGAGACAGCCCCAACGUGCUGGGACAUUUGGCUGUUGUGUGGAAUGACUGGGGUCCAAAUGCCAGCACUUACCACGAGGCUUACUACAUGAUUCGCAAUGGUUUGCCAGCUCUAGCUGACAAGCAAUGGGGCGGCUCACUACGAGAAGAGGACUAUGCUGGUCUAUUUGCCACUCUCCAGCCUGCAGUGCCGGAUCAGAACCUCGACCAGCGGAUUCCCUCCAAGGGCCCAACGAUUCUGUCUUACGCCUUUGGCAGCAACAUUGUAUCGACUCUAACCGCCUCUGUCCGAGAUAGUUCCGGGAAUGGCUAUCACGGCAGCCUCGAAAACGGCGCCUAUGUGAGCGGCGGCGCUCUCCAACUCAACGGACGCAGCGCCUACCUCAAGACCCCUCUAACAAGCAAGGGACGCAACUACACGCUUUCGUUUUCUGUGCUUCCGAAAUCCCAUGGCGGAGCGCUCUUCUCAGGCCCAGACAGCAGCUUACUCAACGGCAACGGCACGUCAACCAACCUCAUGCUCGUCGCCGACAACAUUGCAUAUCCAGUCAAUCUGACGCUGCCUCUGAACAGAUGGAGCGACGUCAAAGUCGAGGCAAUCGGGCCUCAGACAUUCAUCUCGCUGGGCACUCAACGCCAAGAAGUGACUAUCUUGAUGGGCAUCUGGGGAGGAUACAUGGAGGAGGGACCGAUGGCGAUUGAGGCGCCACUUGCGGCGAUUGGAAAGGGAAUCAACGGGCAGAUGAAGAAUAUCAAGCUGUCUAGUGACGUAUUAUGA
Molecule: messenger RNA, 1908 nt
Organism: Trichoderma gamsii
Lineage: Eukaryota; Fungi; Ascomycota; Sordariomycetes; Hypocreales; Hypocreaceae
Exons: 4
Coding region: 1-1908 (635 amino acids)
Biological process (GO): carbohydrate metabolic process
Molecular function (GO): beta-N-acetylhexosaminidase activity
Source: RefSeq, a predicted model, not a curated record